CAUUCAGCACAGCCAUCUCACCUCUCUGCUAUCAUUAUCAGGUCAGCUUUCAACUGUGAAAUUUUGGGAUCGAGUCCAGUUGUCAAGAUGCGCACACUGAUCCUCGUGGUCCUGUAUGCUGCGCUGAGCUGCGCCAGCUCUGACAGCAACCAAGACAACAUAGAAACUCUGAUGGAUAAUGUCCUGGUCCUGAGGAUCCCUCAUGGUGUGAACACCAGGAUGAAUGUUAAUCUGAUUUGUGGGACAGCUUAUCAAAACCAGCCUGUGCUGUGGAAGAAAAACGGCAUGGACCUUCAGCCACCUCUGCAGGGGAAUCAGGUCAAGGUCCUGGUGGAGGAGAUGGAUGGAGGAAACUACACCUGUCACAGCCCAAACGGAGAAUACCUCAACCACACCGUCAUCCUGAUUCAACUAGACCCAGACAAUCGGACUGUCAUCCUGGAAGAAAAAUCCCCUGAAGAGGGUCACAUCCACUGUUCAGCGCCUAACUAUAAAGGCAACUUCCACUGCACCUGGACAAGAACAAGGACUAGAUCCAACGCCGCUGUGCUCCUGGUGAAGGCACAACGUUAUUUGGAAAAUAUGCCCUGUGAGCUGGAUGCUGAUGGAUCAGGGGUUCACUGCCAGGAUGCCAGCUGCUCUUAUGAGGAGGAACAGCACCGCAUCUCCCUCACCAUUUACAUUCAUAGCUACUCUCGCCUGGAGGCCUACACAAAGACUUUCUACCUCAGGGAGAUUGUGAGACCGGAAAAACUCCCUAACUUGUCAGUCAGUAAGUCAAUCAGUGAUGGGAAGGUGUUCAGCUGGAGUUACCCUGACUCCUGGGAGAAGCCCUGCAGCUUCUUUGGCCUGCAGUUCCAGGUCAAGGUGGUCCACAACAAAGAAUCCUGUGACAGUGAAACACACAUAAUGCACAUCACUGAGGAUACUCAGUUUGAGGUCAAUGUCAAAAGCAAGAGGUAUGUUUUCUGUGUGCGAGCCCAGGACAAACACACCCAGGGGCCGUUCAGCCCAUGGAGCCACUGCACAGUGAACAAACAAAAUGUGAGCUGCUAACUUCAAUCACCGGAGCAAGGAAGGAACAAGCAACACAAGGAUGGACGCAAAUAUUUCCCAAAGAAACUUUUUCACUUUUCAAACAUUUUUUAGAGCAAUGCACAAAAAAUGGGAUGUAUACAUGUACAGUAUUUAUUUAUUGCUCAUUUGUCUCUUCAGAAAUACAGUAUAUUAUUAACACAAAUAUUUGUAAUCUGACUGAAAUCAGUAACUCCUUCAUGUACCCUUUAUGCUUUCUGUAACUCUUAUUUAUAAUAACCGUCCUUGCAGAAUUGUUGCAGAAAUGUUAAACAUUUCCUAAUAAACUGCUGA
Molecule: messenger RNA, 1368 nt
Organism: Scatophagus argus
Lineage: Eukaryota; Metazoa; Chordata; Actinopteri; Scatophagidae
Gene: il12bb
Product: interleukin 12B, b
Exons: 9
Coding region: 88-1056 (322 amino acids)
Molecular function (GO): protein binding
Source: RefSeq, a predicted model, not a curated record